CAUCAUUUCUACAACUAUAUAUAAGCUGCUUUCUCUCAAUCCUUUGUCACCUUCAUUUUAUUGUCUUCUUUUUUCUUGUGUCUUGAUUUUAGUUGUAAUAGUUCCUCUUCCUCUAGUUUUUGCUUUCUACACUGUGACCUCAGAUGACCUUUAUUUUCCCUACAAGGGUAAAAGUCACUGGGUGGAGAGAAGACUGCAGUGAAGCACAUGAAUGGAGAGCCUGGGGAUAGCCUCCACUAGUUAGGGAUUAAGUUGCUGCUAUGUGGAGAAAGGCAGAGAUAUCACAGAGUUGCACAAAUACUCAUCAAUUAACGGUGCUGCUUUCGGAAGGCAACAAACUUCAUUGAAUAUUUCUAAGCUCUUGGAAACAAAAAGCUGAAUGCAUGUGCACAUGAAAGGUGUUAGCAUGACUGGACAGUUUACUGGCAUGGAUCGUUACCUGAACAAACCAACCAGAUAUGUGCCCAGGAACCUAAGGGAGCGUAUCUUGCAUCAUGAAUUUUAUUAUAUAAUAUAAUAUGUGUGCAAAGGAGUGUCAGGUAGAUCUGCAGGAAAUGGUGGCUUUAGACAGGAAUCAAGAGCUUCUCUUCAUCUUGAGUAUUAACUACAUUUUCAGUUUUUAUAGCACUACAUUUGAGUUCUGCAUAAAUAGGUGAAAAACAACCGCAAAGAGAUAUAAAGUGACCAAGGAGAAACUAAAAAUGAUUGCAAAGUGUGUGUUCACGUGUGUCAGUGGAUGAAUGAUGUGUCAGAAGGCUCUAAAUGCUCACUUUGCAAUUUUUUUCCACUCUUUGAUCUGUAUGAUGUCAAAGACAGCAGAUAUCUUUAAGCGCUUGGUGACUCACUGGGUGUUUUGGCGUGGUUGCUGGCCUGCUCCCUUGGGGAUUGUGGUCCAGGGUAGAUUGGGCCUCUUCGUCGAGCAGUGGGACACCCAGGGCUCAAAGUAUAGAAACUUGUUCCCACCACUUAAAAUAAAUAAAUAAAUAAACCUUCUAGGCAGAGCUAAAUAAAUUUUUUGAGUUGUUAUCUCAAAAUUGUGAGAUACUAAGCCAAAUCUUUUUCUUAUGGAUGGCAAAAAAAACCCAACCCAAAAACAUUUUCAUUGGAGGAAACAACCUUCCAUACAAGAUCACCACUUCAUUAAAAACCAAACAAGCAACAGCCAAUCAAAAAAAAGUUGGCUUAAAUAGAUGGUAGAGCUAACAUGGCUACUUUCAGACAGAGCAUGAACUUAGGGUUUGCACUUGGGCCCAGUCUAUAUAAAAACUGCAAGACUUCAAUCGGACCACUAAAAGGCAGAAGUGCUUUGCCUUGUAGUUUAGUCUUCACUGUAGCCUGGUACAAAGUAACUGUCAUGCAAGGGCACUGCUUCAGUGACCAAGUAGCCGCUUACUCAAAGAGCAGCAUGACUGUGUUAUCAGUGCUCGGUUCCAUCUGUCUGUUUGCCCAUCAGUCUCUUUGUUAGCAGUCCAGCCUCCACAGUUUUCAAGAUAUCAUUUUCAAACUCUGUGUGAUGCUAGAUACUAAUAAGAGCUCAAGUGGAUUUAAUUUUGGUGAAACUUGGGUCAAAGUCAAGAUCAUACCAAGUGGCGAAAUUAAUAAAAACUUAGAGAGAGCUGUAUAACGCACUUAAAAAAAGAGCUUAUAGAAGCCAAUUCUGCUCCAAUCAUACUGUAAAGCUGCAAAAAACACAAUUUUUGUAUGUAAUGCUUCAAGGUCAAAUGACAGGGAAAAAGCUUUAGCUUUCACUGUUUUCCCCAAACUUUAAAGCAAUACGUUAAUCAUUGUACAUCAGUACAAAUGAGCCAUGAAAACAAUCCAGAUGUCAUUAUUGAGGAUUUGCUGACAUCAGCAUAAAACAUCAAAGUUUGAAUAUAACCCUUCGGGGGAAGUUGUGCUCUCCGAGUGCUCAUUUUACUGGGAUAAAUAAGAGCAUUUUUCCUAUGCAGGUCUUGUCAGGUUGCAUUCUCCUAUGACUCUUACUCACUACACUGCAGCGACACUGUAGAGUAAGUUGACCUGCGUCUUGAACUCUGAGUGCAGCUGAAGCUUACUUUGUAGCACGUCCAGGGAUCAGAAGUAGAGAGUACAAACCAGUAUUUCUACUUCACCAAUGUGAACUUCUAACAUAGUGUUCCACCAAAGGCCCCUCGUCCACCAAGAUGAAAGCUGCUGUUAAUGGUGGCAUCUUUACAAAGAAUUGUCUUUGGUCAGUCACUGUGAUGUCUCAUGUUCUCCAACAAAGUCCUUAAAAUUCCAGAUUCCUGCCUUUAGAGUCGGAGAGUUGGGUUUUAAAGAAUGCGGUGACUCUGGUUAAUGAAGCCAAGCCACGGCUUCACUAAUUAGUCAAGUCUUUGUCAGGUAUUGGAAGCUUUGACUAACAGUGGAUUCCAGCCAUUAGGCUGGAAUCCACUGUUAGGCAAAGCUGCCAAAUACCUGAUGGCUACCAAUCAUGCUCUGUCUUCAUGGGAAAAAUACCCACAAUUUAUUUUGCUGACUCGCAUUCCCUCAAUUAAGAGGGACAGUUGAGGGGCAGAUCACUACAGAGCUGAUUUUAGGUUAAAUAAAGGGCAUACCAUGAUCAAAUAUUUGCAAUUCUUCAAGUUUUUUUUUUUAAAAAUCCAAAUGCAUUAAUAAUGUCAUGGUUAAUGUUAGUAAUGGAAGCAUAUGUGAACACUACAUAGGUAAUGUGUAGGUGUAAGGAUGAGGAAGAAGAAUCUGUUUCAUAACAUCACUACUCAGACAUUUCUCAACAACAGUUGUCUCAAGGUGCUUACAUUGUAACCCUACAAUAUUAUAUCUAAACACUCUUCAACACCUCAUUCAAAGUCUGUACAAAAACAUAUAAUGUUGUUUCUUGAAGGCUGAGAUGCUGUUAUGCAUCACAUGUUGGAGCAACGCUUCCACGUCUCACAGAGCGAUACCAAUUAAAAAAUGCUGACGCAGUAGUGUGACACUCAAAGCAAAAAUGUCUUUUGAUCAUCACAACAAAAGGCCAAAGCACUUGUAUAAUAGAAUGGAUGUCUUAGUGAGUGUGUCUGUGUGACCUUCAAAAAAACAAGGUGUUUGCAGUAGUCAGCCCCUUACGCAAAUAUUAUAACCUCAAGAUCGAUAUGAUAUGAUCAAAUCAUAGUACUGUGCAAGCUGAGAUAUUUUUCUAGGAAAAGGUGCAGUGAUUCUUUUGAAACAUGCACAAACAUACACAGAAAUGCGGUAUAUAAUAUUUGGUAUGAACACCUUUAUUUUUAACACAGCCUUCAGUUUCUUUGGCAAGCUUUCAUGAAAUCUCCAUAAGUAGUGCUCAGGAAUAGUUCUCCAGGCUUCUUGAAGGACAAUCAAAGCUCUUCUUUGGAUGUUGGCUGUCUUUUGCUCUGUUCUCUGUCAAGUUAAUCCCACAGUGCUUUAAUAAUGUUGAGGUCCAGGCUCUGGUGAGGCCAAUCCAUGACUGUUUCAACCAUGUUUUAUACUUUCUAUGCUUAUUAGCGUACCCCACUUUAUUGAUGCAGAAGGUAUUUUGCUUAUUCACUCUGUGCUUAAAAACAGAAUAAUAAAGUAACAGAACUCGAGCACAAUCUUUUUUAUUGGCCUGUACUGCACAGACACCAACUCUGCCAUGUCCAUUCAGUACAGAUAACAAUAGUGAGCUGCCUUUGUGGAGACACCUGCCAAUGAAAAAGCUUUCACCCCACCAUGACAAUCAUAAUGUACUGUCCUAAAACAGGUAUAUAAAAAAGCUAAACACACAAAAAGUCCUAAACUAAUGACUCAGGAAGUUAGGGUGAAACAGAAAGAAACUUACUGCUAACAUUUGAAAGUUUUUGUGUGGUAUAAAAAGUAACACUGGUGGACUUAAAGGGUUACUGCCAUGCAGUUUUUGUUACUUUUAGACGGAGGAAGGCUAGCUGUUUAUUGUACCAGUUAUGCUAAGCUAAGCUAAAGGGCUGCACUAAAGGGCAAAUAUGAAAGCUACCAAAGUUAACUACUAAUAUAAGAACUAAUAACUCAGAAAAAUACUUUAAUUUCCCAAAAUGCUGAACUAUUCGUGAGCCACAUGCUUUAAACAGCCUGUUGUUUCGCCUCUAGCUUAUUUAUGAUACAUUUUUAAACGGUUUAUCCCUCAAUGUGUUUGACUUUUAUUAGUAGUAACCAAUUAGGAGUCUCCACAGCAGCAUUUUCAGAUGCAUGCCUGCCCCUCUGUGCACUCGUGUGUGGGUGUUUUUUCCCCUCUCUGCCUGGUUUGGGAUUUGCUGGUCGGUGACAUGCCUCCCUCCGCCUGGCUCCUUAUAGCCCCGCGGAGGUAGGAAUCCCGGACGAGUGGUACGGACAUCGCCGACGGAGACCGCAAACACGGAGCGGAGCGUUCCCCUUUAAACACGGUCUUAUGACUACAGACCGCUUCAGACUGAACCAGAGGCUGACAGCCGAGAGCAGAAGAGGGGUUGUUCUACUGACAGGAAGCCGGGGGACAGUGACUGACGGCAGGAGACAGACAGGACACAGGUCCGCUCCAGAGGCUGAAUGGUCGGUGUCCAGUCAGAGAGAACAGCUGGAGUUAAACGGAAACUACCUCACCUGUCUGCAGGAUUUUGUGUUUUCGGCCGCGUGUCGCUCCCUGUGGACACAUCCUCUCGUGCAGCAUUGAGGAGAUGUGUCGGCUGCCGGUGGCCUCACUCAUCAUUUGCUUCUGGUUGGUGGAGAGAAGCUACUGCAACAGCAGCCUUCAGGACAGCAUGAGGGAGCUGCACACCAGGUUCGCCAUCAGCCUCUACCAGACUCUCACAGAGACGGAGAACAACUCCAACUUGAUCGUGUCGCCAGUUAGUGUCUCCUUGUCUCUCGCGCUCCUGCAGCUUGGCGCCAGGGGCAACACACUUGCUCAGCUGGAGGGAACACUGGGCUACAAUGUGAAUGAUGCCCAGGUACAAGACUUCCUGUUGCACUCCCAGGCCAGCAUGAACAACAACAGCCAGGGGAUGUGGCUGCAGCAGACCUGCACAUUAUUCAUCCAGAGCGGUGUCCAGCUCCUGCCUGGGUUCACACAGCUUGCAUCAGAGUGGGCCAACAGCAGCGUGGUCCGAACCAACUUCAGCCAGCCCAAUCAGACCCACAGCCAACUGGAGCGAGCGGGACACCAGCAAGAUGAAUCGUGGCAUCUCCUGGCAGGAAGCGUCAGCGGUGAGCUGUCAGGCUCGGGCGAGGCCCAAGCAGAGGCUCUGUGGUGGGGACACCGGCCGCAGGUGGCCCUGGUCAACACAGUGGCCUUCAAGGGCGUCUGGCAGAAGCAGUUCAUGUUCACCAACACCCAGAAUCUGCCCUUUGUGCUCUCAGAUGGGAAUGUGAUCAAGGUGCCCAUGAUGUAUCAGGCUGCAGAGGUUAGCUUUGGUCAAUUCAGGACAGCGUCAGAACAGCGCUACACCGUGUUGCAGCUGCCAUACCUGGGCCGCUCCCUGAGUCUGCAGGUGGUCCUUCCUAGUGACAGGAAGACUCCGCUGUCCUCCCUCGAGGCCCAGCUCACUGCACGCCAGCUGGCAUCCUGGGACGGCGGCCUGCGGAGAACCAAAAUGGACAUCUUCCUGCCGAGAUUUAAAAUGCAGAACAAAUUCAACCUGAGGUCGGUGCUCCCUGCUCUGGGCGUCAGUGACGCCUUUAACCCAACGGCAGCUGACUUCACUGGAAUAUCAGCGGAGGAGGGUCUUUAUGUGUCUGAUGCCUUCCAUGAAGUAAGAAUAGAAGUCACAGAGGAUGGAACGAAGGCAGCUGCUGCUACCGCUAUGGUGCUACUCAAAAGAUCCCGCGCUCCUGUUUUCAAGGCGGACCGACCCUUCUUAUUUCUGCUUCGACACAUUAAAACAGGAUCCAUCCUCUUCAUGGGCCGAGUAAUGAACCCAGCAGACCAAGCAUCCUGAAACCGUCCAACCUAAACACCACUCACAUUCACCUCUACAGCAGCCCAUUUCACUACUGGUAUUUAUUUGUGGACCAAAUGGAGGCUCCACAGACACGUCAGGAAGAGGGACAUUAUUUUUGUACAUAUUUGUAAAUAAAAUUUUAAUAUGUUUUUACACUUUCGGUGUUUCGAUCCUCUUUCCAUUUGACGCGACGUUACCGAAACGGCCAACGUGCGUAAAUAAAAGCAGGCAGACUCGCAUCUUUACAGAACACUUUAUUUACAUGGCCCUUCACAGUGUAAAAUAGAAGCUUUAUUCAUGGAAAUACUUACAAAAAGGCCAUUUUUUUCCACUGAACAUUCUCUUUAAAUAGUACUCUAGGGUUAUUUACAUCUUUACAGUGUAUUCAAAAUACUCUUUUGGUAGCGGCCUCUUCACAAACAAAGACAAGUAUGGCAGAUUUUGGUCCCUGUCCAAGGAGGGAGGGAGCGGAAGAGGGCUGCCCUCUGAGUCUGAAAUCAACUCCUGACCUCUAGACGUUAUUUGUGUAAAUUUGAGAACAUUAAACAAGCCUGACCUAAAAAAAAAAAAAAAA
This is a messenger RNA of Oreochromis niloticus (Nile tilapia), 6483 nucleotides long. It is a transcript of the gene serpine3, whose product is annotated as serpin peptidase inhibitor, clade E (nexin, plasminogen activator inhibitor type 1), member 3. Gene Ontology annotation, biological process: negative regulation of endopeptidase activity. The transcript has 9 exons. Gene Ontology annotation, molecular function: serine-type endopeptidase inhibitor activity. Lineage: Eukaryota; Metazoa; Chordata; Actinopteri; Cichliformes; Cichlidae. Bases 4647 to 5906 code for a protein of 419 amino acids. The record is from RefSeq and is a predicted model, not a curated record.